UCAGAAAACUGUAUUAAGUUCAUUUCUAGCCUUCCACAACCUCUUCGUCGGUGCCGCAACCACAACGUUCUUUAUCACAAAGACAAUCAUCACAGUUAAAUAUUGCUCAAGAACAACCACUACCAGUCUCCGUACCAGUAAAGAUUCCGCAAACAAAUAUUAAAUCUCAAUCACAACAGCAACAAAAUAAACCUCAACAACAACAAUCAAAUCCAUCUGAUAUUCAACAACAAACAUACUCAAAGCUCCAAAAAGAAGAAAUAAGACCGUUGAUGGCGCCGAGGGAACAACGACAAUCAGUAGCUAACCGACAAAAUAAUUCUUCUGCGCAAUCAAAAAAUCCGGUCACGCCUACUGUUGCAGCAUCAUCAUCAUAUAAAACAUCUACACAACAUUCUAGUGUAACACAACUAUCAUCAGUGUCAGCUUCUGCCCAUCAGCAAACAGACUCAACAAAAAAUUCUAACAGUCAAAAAUCCCAACAGGUCCUACCGUCUUAUGCUGAUAUUUUAAAGAAGACUUCUGCAGAAGAUCUAAACACAGGCAAUCAUCAUCAACAACAACAUCCAUCAUCUUCCGCUGCAACUACACCGCCAACGUCAUCAGUAUCAAACGGCACAACCGUAAAUCAACCGUUAAAACCCACUUCGUCUAACACGCCUACAACUACUUCUCCUCGAGCAGAGUCACCUCUAACAAAGACAGAUCAAUCGAGGCAGAGUCCAGUAGCUAAUGUUGAUCAAUUAACGCUAACAGCAACAGUCAGUCCAACACCAAUGCCUCUGAUGUCCACAGAAGUUAAUCAGAAUGGUCCAUCUAAUGUGGCACAUCUUAGAGCGGUAGAAAACGAUGCCAGACGUCAUAAUUCUGUCUCUGAUCAUCAACAACAACAGCAAAUGUUAAAUAAUAAUCUUUCACAUCGUGGUGAAAAUCGUCGCGGACAAUCUCAUAAUAAAACGCCUAAUUAUGAUCCGAAUAAUUCUCGUAAUAAUCGUCCAAUGAGAAACCGUGAUGGUCGAGGAAUGUUUCGAGGUGCAAGAGGUGGACGGGGUGUUGGAGGUGGUUACAGAGGACGUCGAAGUGAUGAUUUUAUGAACCAACGUUCUAAUGCUAAUGAUCGUCAUUUACGUCGUGGUGGUGGCUUUAACGGUGUAUCGACUAUGGAUUCGUCACGUCAAUUUAGCGAAUAA
Didymodactylos carnosus is the source of this 1190-nucleotide messenger RNA. NCBI's taxonomy places the organism in Eukaryota, Metazoa, Rotifera, Eurotatoria, Philodinida, Philodinidae. The record is from the annotation of a GenBank genome assembly.